GACUCCCUCGGCGACGAGGGCCUCUUCGCCGAGGAGCUCUGGGACGCCAGCCACUGGGCGCCCCAGGCCCUCAGCGUCGCCAUCGAGGCGGCGCCCAACGGCUCGGAGGGGGAGCCCGAGGCGAGGCAGGAGAGGCGAUCGAGGCGAGACAGCCCCGAGGUGGUGCCGCCCAGGGCCGCCAUCCCGGAGGUCGCCGCCGGCCCGCAGCUGGCGCCCUGCCCCCCCGCGGGCUGGCAGUACGUCGACCCGUCGGGGAAGGUGCAGGGCCCGUUCCUCCUGGAUAAGAUGCGGCAGUGGCACUCGCUCGGGUUCUUUUACCCAGACCUGCCCAUGCGGUGUGACCCCUUCGACCGCUUCGCGAAGUUCGCAGAGCUGUUCCCACAG
This is a messenger RNA of Prorocentrum cordatum, 384 nucleotides long. Lineage: Eukaryota; Dinophyceae; Prorocentrales; Prorocentraceae. The record is from the annotation of a GenBank genome assembly.